CCUCGUUUGAUUUCCGAUUCAGUGAUUCACCCCUCUGCAACAUAGUUUUACAAAAAUGACGCAUACUCUAACAAUGUUAAAUCGAAUUCUCAUUCUUUCAUUUUACUCAAACCAGCCCUUUCCAGAAUUGGUUCAAACAGGAACUGCCCGAAUUCAUUUUUUUGGUCCUAACAGGAACUAACCUCCUCCGUUUGUUCUAUAAAUUUGUCCUAAUUUCACCAAAAGGAAACCAGAAGUUGGUUCCUCACUGACAAAUCACAUUGUUUUUAGAGUGGAGAAGUAGGCAGCCAUGAUGGAUGCUGAGUUGAGUAAGACUGCUGGGACGUCCAUAAAAUGCAGAGCUGCAGUGGCAAGAGGAGCAGGGGAGCCACUGGUGAUAGAGGAAGUUAUUGUGGCUCCUCCAAAAACUGGGGAAGUUCGGAUCAAAAUCAUAUGUACCUCACUUUGUUUCAGUGAUGUUACUUACUGGAAACUGAAAGAUCUUCCAGGUUAUUUUCCCAGAAUCUUGGGUCAUGAAGCUGUUGGGUGAGUCAUGAUUUGUUCUUUAGGAUUCUGCAUGACUUAAUUCCGCUCAUCUGCAAAUGUAUGAAUAACAGAAGAGCGACUUAAGAAAGAUAGUUUCUUUUUCAGUAUUGCAGCAGGUUGAUUUAUUUGCUUACCCCUAGUCUAGAAUCAAAUGGGGCCUGCCAAAAUAUAUGGUUAUGAAUCUGCAAAACUGUUCCAGUUUGUGAUGAGUAACCUGCAAUAUGUGCCUGAGAGUAGAAACGAUAUGACUAAUAAGGGUGACAGUAAAUUUUAAUGUAUUUUGGCCUUUUCUCUAGUUUUGAUUGAACACAGCAUGGCAAAUAAUUGGAGUUCUGACUUCCAUGUUUAGAAGUAGAUGUUUCUGUUUCUCUAUACUUUCUAAUCUGUCAAAUGUAUGUAUCAAAAUAAAUGGUUCAUCUUCAAAUGAUCUAAAGAGCUCUUUUUUUUUUUUUUUUUUCUCCCUUAGUUAUAUGUAUAAAUAUCAGUUUUUCUAUUUCCUUCUCAUUUUUGCUUAUGUUCUUAAGGGUUGUGGAAAGUGUCGGGGACAACGUUCAUGACCUAAGCGAAGGAGACACAGUUCUCCCAAUAUUUUUGCCAGACUGUGGAGAAUGCGCAGACUGUAAAUCCCAAAAGAGCAACCUGUGUUCAAAGUUUCCAUUUCUCGAGUCUCCUGUGAUGCAUAGAGAUGGGACGACUAGAUUUACCGAUAUGAAAGGGGAGAGUAUAUAUCAUUUCCUUAAUGUAUCAAGCUUCAGUGAGUACACAGUUGUUGAUAUCGCGAACGUGACCAAAAUAGAUCCUGUACUCCCACCAAAUAUAGCCUGCCUUCUUAGCUGUGGAGUCUCAACUGGAGUAGGUGCUGCCUGUAGGACAGCAAAUGUGGAAGCAGGUUCAACAGUCGCGAUAUUUGGUCUUGGAGCAAUCGGAUUAGCGGUUGCUGAAGGAUCAAGAGUAUGUGGUGCUGCAAGAAUUAUCGGAAUUGAUAUAAAUCCAAACAAAUACGAGAUAGGGAAAAAAUUCGGCGUCACUGAUUUCCUGAACUCUGCAACUCUUGGUGAUCAAUCUACGAGCCAGGUGAUCAAGGAGAUGACUGAUGGAGGAGCAGAUUAUUGCUUUGAAUGUGUUGGUACGGCAUCACUGGUUCAUGAAGCAUAUGCCAGUUGCCGAAAGCUAUAUUCAAACGCCGGCUGGGGAAAGACAGUUGUAAUAGGAGUUGACAAACCAGAUUCCCAGCUCAUUUUCAAAUCCGCGGAGGUGCUUCAGAGUGGGAUAACACUCCAAGGAUCUGCUUAUGGAGGGCUCAAACCCAAGUUAGACAUUCCAGUUCUGGUUCAACGAUGUUUGAAGAAGGAACUGGAAUUGGGCAAAUUCGUAACUCAUGAGGUGGGACUGGAGGACGUUAAUAAAGCUUUUGACUUACUGAUAGAAGGAAAGAGCCUUCGCUGCGUGAUUUGGAUGAACAAAUAA
Molecule: messenger RNA, 1992 nt
Organism: Oldenlandia corymbosa var. corymbosa
Lineage: Eukaryota; Viridiplantae; Streptophyta; Magnoliopsida; Gentianales; Rubiaceae
Source: the annotation of a GenBank genome assembly